GGGAUAGAAAGAGAAAGAAAGAAAGAUGGAUCCGGAGCAGACGUUCAUACGCGUGCAGGAGCGAUUCUCACAGAUCCUGACGCCCAAAGUGAGAGCUGGUUUGGAGUACAUCUACCUCUUCAUCGCCAUCACUCUCUUCUCUAUUCUCGUUGUCAUGCACGCCAACUACGUUCAACAGCCUGGCUGUUCAAGUGAGCUUCCCGGGGUCGAAACAGCGGACGCACAAAUCAUUCACGUGAAGAUUUCUAGUGCAGGCUUGUGGUCGCAGAAUGAGUCAGACUUCACCAAUCAUGUCCCCGAGACCAAAUUGGUGAUGGAUAAAUUAGAACUUGCCAAUGUGGGUGGGGAUGAUGGGUUGACAUCUGAGACUCUGGAUCAUCAGGGAGAUAGCUCUAUGCCAACUGUUGAGGAUGCGGUUUUGAAAACUGAAAUAGAGGAGACGCGUACUAGUUUUCCUUUAUCUGCCAAGGAGACUUUUAAAGCAGCACUCUUUCAUUUUACCAAUAAGUGGCACAGGCGUCUGUCAUUCCUCUGGAAGCAUGCCUCAAAUAUCAUUGCUAGUUUGUGGAACAUUGCAGGUAUACAUUUGGAUCUUGAUAUUCCGAAGUGGCUGCAUAUACUUCGAUUAGACAGGCUUAACACAUAUGCAGUGCAGUGGCUUGAGAACAGAAGCAAAACUUUUGAACCAACUUACUUAUACACUAUGGAAAAGGGUUAUUUCUUACUACCUGAAAGUGCAAGGGCUCAGCAUAAUAUUCGUACCGUAAACAUAAGCAUAUCAGCUCGACAUUCCUGUUUUGGGAACAGGUGGCAGCAGCUACUCAUUAACAGAUUUGUUGGGUAUGAUACUAUAUUGAUAAACAGCUUAUUGAGUUCUCCUGGUCAAGGUUAUCUUUAUAAUUUUCAAACAAAAGAGUUCUUUAAUCUUAGUUAUGCACACGAGCCACCAGAAGGUCCUGCAAGAUUUGGAGAUUACCUUGUGACGAAGUGUGGUGUUCUUAUGAUGUCUCUGUUUGUGUUCUUUACAACCACUAUGUCUGUGUCCUUCACUUUGAGAGAAACGCAGACUCGAAUGCUGAAGUUCACAGUGCAGCUCCAACACCAUGCUCGUCAUCAGCUUCCAACAUUUCAGUUGAUUUUUGUGCAUGUAAUUGAAUCACUUGUGUUUGUGCCAAUUAUGAUUGGCAUAUUGUUUUUUCUGUUCGAGUUUUAUGACGAUCAACUAUUGGCUUUCAUGGUCCUAAUUCUUGUCUGGUUGAGUGAACUAUUUACCCUGAUCAGUGUUCGCACGCCCAUAUCAAUGAAGUUCUUUCCCCGCUUCUUUCUGCUCUACUUUCUCGUUUUUCACAUCUAUUUCUUUUCCUAUGCUUACGGUUUUUCCUAUUUGGCUCUUUCUACGGCUGCAGCAUUUAUGCAGCAUCUGAUUCUAUACUUCUGGAACCGUUUCGAGGUACCAACUCUACAAAGGUUUAUUCAAAAUCGAAGAUCACAACUCCAACAACACCCAGAUUUCCACAUUACUUCCUCCACGUUCCUUGCUUCAACUCUACAUAUCACAAGAUUGAACACAAGAAAUCCUGGUCUAGUUAAUUCUGACAUGGUCUCUGGCCCUGGGCUGAGAUCUGGAUCCAAUCCAGCAGUGCCUUCAAAUGGAAAUGAAGCUCCUGGCUUUCAUGAACGAUCAGGCAAUGAGAACCCAGUGCAAAACCCUCUUCAGGUUCCAGGCCAAGCUAACCUGAAUCAAGCGGAGAAUGGUCCAAACCCUGGCGCUAUGAAUUCAUUCAGCUCACUUUUGUUAUGGAUAUUAGGUGGGGCUUCCUCUGAAGGCUUCAACUCAUUUCUUUCCAUGUUCAGAGAUGUCCGAGACCAAGGACAAGCUUAUGCUGAAGCUCCCAGGCAAGAAAAUCAGGAUGUAAGAUAGUACUUCGACCUUGCUUGGGAGACCUAGAUCCCUUGCUGUUGUAGACCUAAAUGUUGUAUUUUAAGUAGCGUAGCAGAGUACAGUGUCAGAUUAAAGAAAAGUGUAUGCCGGAUAUACAUAUGUAUAGAAAUAGUGUAUUGAAAAGGAUAUCUCACAUCCUGUUGGUUUAUCU
Molecule: messenger RNA, 2093 nt
Organism: Fragaria vesca subsp. vesca
Lineage: Eukaryota; Viridiplantae; Streptophyta; Magnoliopsida; Rosales; Rosaceae
Exons: 14
Coding region: 26-1921 (631 amino acids)
Biological process (GO): positive regulation of ERAD pathway; response to endoplasmic reticulum stress
Cellular component (GO): endoplasmic reticulum
Source: RefSeq, a predicted model, not a curated record